CCCCGCCCCCCUCCUUACACGGCUCUGAGACCGCUGAGUCACAUACAUUAGCCAGAGCCAGAUAAAUUGAUACUGUGCGAAACGAGGGGCUACUCUGGAGAAAUUGCCGUUGUGUGUACACUGACUUUGAACCAGCUGCCUCUGACACCGCGUCGCAAGAUGCUGAUAAUAACACUGAAGACCCUCCAACAGCAGACGUUCAAAAUAGAAAUAGACUCAGAACUGACGGUGAAAGCCCUGAAAGAGAAAAUAGAGAAGGACCGAGGAAAAGAUGCGUUUCCCGCUGAAGGACAAAAACUCAUCUAUGCCGGCAAAAUCCUUAAUGAUGACACCCUGCUGGAAGAAUACAAAAUCGAUGAGAAGAACUUUGUAGUGGUCAUGGUAACGAAGCCUAAACCAGCCCCCCCACCAAAGACAGCCCCUCAACCAACUCCCCAGCCAGCUGCAGCUCCAGCACCAUCCUCCGCCUCAACAUCGGUGCCCCCCACACCCACACACUCGGUGUCUGCAGCCACGCCUGUCCCACAGUCUGCGCCCCCCUCUGAAUCAAAGCCCCCAGUCCCAGAAACCCCUCCCCUGGCUCCUGUUGAAGCUCCAGACUCCAGUACAGCCCCAGCCCCUACACCAGACUCUACUCCAGCCCCUCCUCCAGCUCCAGAGGCCUCGGCCCCUGCAGAUCAACCCCCCCCUUCUGCCAAGCCAGAAGAAAAGCCAAGAGAAGACCCUGGGGAUGAACCGUCCGCCACCCCACCAGUCUCUUCCAGCCUUGUUGAUGAACUGGAUCUCCUUGAAGAAGCAGCCUCAAUACUUGUGACAGGUCCAGCCUAUGAGAACCUGGUGUCAGAGAUCAUGUGUAUGGGCUAUGAGCGGGAGCAGGUGGUGGCUGCUCUCAGAGCCAGCUACAACAACCCCGACCGGGCCGUGGAGUAUCUCCUCAUGGGUAUCCCAGCCGAUGCCACUGAUCUGCCCCCUCAGGAGCCAGUGAGACAGAGUGCUCCCACCAACCACCCCGCCCCGGCUGCACAAGAACCACAACCACCCCCACCAGCCUCAACCACAGGGCCAGUGUCUGGCAGCCAGCUCCCCUCUGCUGGGGGGGGAACCCCCCCCACAGGGAACCCCCUGGAGUUCCUGAGGAACCAGCCUCAGUUCCAGCAGAUGAGACAGAUCAUCCAGCAGAACCCGGCCCUGCUCCCAGCUCUGCUGCAGCAGCUGGGCCGAGACAACCCACAGCUGCUGCAGCAAAUCACGCAGCACCAGGAGCGUUUUGUGCAGAUGUUGAAUGAACCAAGACCUGGAGACACGGAAGGGGAGGGGGCCGAGGGCCAGGGGCCACCACAGCCCAACUACAUCCAGGUCACCCCCCAGGAGAAGGAAGCCAUCGAGAGGUUAAAAGCGCUGGGCUUUCCUGAAGGCUUAGUCAUCCAGGCUUACUUCGCCUGUGAGAAGAACGAGAAUCUAGCUGCUAACUUCCUGCUACAGCAGACAUGGGACGACGAGUAGCCCCACACACCUGACACUUCACCAACAGAGGGCAGCAGAGUCCAUGACAGCCAAACACAAGGUCCAUCAGGGAGGGGGCGGGAGGAGGGGGACAUUGCUGUUCACGCCAUAGGACUGAGGAUGAAGGGGGGUGAAUGUGAUGAUGAUGAUGAUGAUGAUGACAUGCUGAAACUGUGCCUCACUGCUGCUAUCAUUACCGCUGCUGCUUGUGCCCAGUGAUCACACUGAGAGAACAGUCUGCAUCACCUUCACAAGAGUCGCCUGUAGAACAUGUUAAACUUACUCUACUGUACAUAUACAGUGCACACCACAGGGUGCAUCUGUUGUGAAUAUAUUCAUGACUUCAAUGGGAAUUUGUGAACUCUCCAUGUUGGGUUUAACUGGAAAUGUGAUGCAAACUGUUAACUGUUUGAGAGCUAGCAUUGCUUUAUAUUAAAGUUCAGGUCUGAUUGUUUUAUCACCAUUACUGUGCUUCUUUAAUACUUGGUUAAAUAUCCGAUACAGUUCAAAUAUCUCAGACUCCAAACAGCACCAUUUCCAUUGUAGUAUUGAUCUUUCAGUAACCAGUCAGAUGUUGUUCUGCGGUUCUAUUAAGAAAAGGAUACCUGCAAGGUGAUUGGAUGUUCUAAAUGUUUAGACAAUAACUCAAAAUGUUGACUUAUUAGUAAGUCAAAAUAAGAUCUGAUUUAUUUAUAUGGUAUUUAACACAUUUUGAGAUAAUACUUAAAGUGGCCCUAUUGUGCUGUUUAGGGUUUUCUCUCCCAGACACACACAACUGAGCAGCUAACCAAUCAGAGCAGACCGGGCUCUGGUUUCAGACAGAGGGUGAAAAGAGGUGCUGCAGCACAGGCAGUAUGAGACAAAUAAAGAGCUUUUUGAACAUUGAAGCAUGGAGACAUGUCACAGUAGAGGCACUACAUGCACAAUAGGGCCUCUUUAAUAAUGUUUACCUAGUUCAUCAGAUUUGAUUUUGAAAUACUAUACUAUUUAUUCUUUUGUUGAUCUUGACUUUUUAUUUUGGAAGAAAUUCGGCUUAGAAAAACAAAGACAUUUAAAGCUUGGUAUAAUCUGUCUCCUUGCACUCGAUUUAAAAGAUAAUAAAUCAAUUGUUCAGUGAAGUCACAGUGUAUUAUGAUCGCUUGUCGUCCAGAUUACGUGUGCUAUAAUAUUUGGUCAGAGAAGAAAACACUCAGCUCGAUUUGUCAGUAUGGUUUUCUUGUGUGGAGGGUUUGUUUUUCUUGAAGAUGAAGGAAUUUGAAGAUUGGUCAUGAUGUGCAAUAUAGCAUGUUUUUGUGAGCUGAAUAUUUGAAAAAAAGUGUUUUUCUUCCAUAAUAUUUUAUUUGUUGGAAUGAUAAAAUAGUCCAUGUAUGCAUCCCAAAGCUGUAAGAGUUUGAAGCAUUGGUCCUUUUGGUUUUUAAAGACUUCAACAUGUUUUAUUUUUCUAAUGGAGUUAUAUAGUUUACAAUCAAAUGUAUUGGAUGGACAAGUGUUGUAGGAUUGGGGAUCAUAAUUACAGUUUUAAUUAUGAAGUCAUUGUUUCAGAAGUGGGCUAAAGGGAAUUCAAAUAACUGCUAGAUGCCAACACCAUUGUUGUUUUAAUCUUUCAGCAUGUAUUUUGAUGUCUCUCCUUUUAGUUCUCCUUAUUAUGUUUGAACUGGACAUUACUAGAAGUUUUGUAUUAUAUGGUGAAUGGGUUAUACACACUUUGGGGGGGAAAUGCACUUUACUGUGACAUAUGCUGUUCUUAAACUGCAAGGGGUUGUUGCAUGAGAUUGUUGCAGUUAUUUAUAGCAUGGCAGUGGGUUGGAACGAUGAAGGCACCAGGGUGGUGAAGCUCUGAUCUCAGUUUCUCUGUUGUUUUACCAAUUUUGUGUGUUGUUUUUCUUUUAGGUUUAAAAAAUACAACUUUAAAUACACAAUCUAAUGUAAUGCUAAAUAGUUGUGGAAAACCUAAAGCAUUGUGUAAAAAUAAAUGGCUUUUACAAAGCGGCUGUGACAAGUGAA
Molecule: messenger RNA, 3507 nt
Organism: Gymnodraco acuticeps
Lineage: Eukaryota; Metazoa; Chordata; Actinopteri; Perciformes; Bathydraconidae
Gene: rad23ab
Product: RAD23 homolog A, nucleotide excision repair protein b
Exons: 10
Coding region: 160-1503 (447 amino acids)
Biological process (GO): nucleotide-excision repair; proteasome-mediated ubiquitin-dependent protein catabolic process
Cellular component (GO): cytosol; nucleoplasm
Molecular function (GO): damaged DNA binding; proteasome binding; polyubiquitin modification-dependent protein binding
Source: RefSeq, a predicted model, not a curated record